Messenger RNA from Lutzomyia longipalpis, 2822 nucleotides. It is a transcript of the gene bdl, whose product is annotated as protein borderless. Gene Ontology annotation, biological process: homophilic cell-cell adhesion; dendrite self-avoidance; axon guidance. The transcript has 9 exons. The record is from RefSeq and is a predicted model, not a curated record. Gene Ontology annotation, cellular component: plasma membrane; axon. Gene Ontology annotation, molecular function: cell-cell adhesion mediator activity. NCBI's taxonomy places the organism in Eukaryota, Metazoa, Arthropoda, Insecta, Diptera, Psychodidae. Bases 471 to 2504 code for a protein of 677 amino acids.
AGCACUGUGUGAGUUUGCAUGGAAAUUUAACGACCACCACUGCUCGAUAUACCAACAAUUUAAUCAAGCAAUUAUUGCGAUCAUCUCGCGAGAGUGCUCACAAAACAUCCAUUCAUUCUUAUUCAACGCUCAGUUGCUGCUCGUAUUCUCUCGGGAGUGGAUUAAAGUGUUGUGCGCCUUCUGUUCUUUAUUUUUGCACCUCCUCCAGCUGCCCCUCAUCUCGUGCCCGAAGAGCACCUUAAGAAUUUCCCACCGUCGUCGCACAUAGCUAAGCUGCUAAUGAGAAUCUGCGUAAUAUUGUGAAACGGGUGCGGUGUGUGAUUUGUUGUGGGAAUAUAAAUCAAUAUUUACGAUUUGAUCACAUAGAGUGAGAAAAAAAAUUGCAAAUAAGUUUAUUUGUGAAUCAAAUUAGAUGAUAUGAACGGAGUUUUGUGGGAAAGUUGACGAAAAGGGAUUGAAAGAAAGUGAAAAUGCUCAGAAGAGCAGUAACUUUUGCCCUGUUGACUGUGAUAUUGGAUUUAUAUUGGUGCUAUGAUCAGGAUUACAUUCCACAGAGGCGUCCAAUUUAUCUGGAAUCCGAAGUUGGAUCUUAUGUUGUGUUCAACUGUCGAUUAGAUUUUCCUUUGGACACACCAAUUCCGUAUGUUCUGCAUUGGAAUAAAGAUGGAAAAAAUGUUUUCUCAUGGUACGACGGUGUCCUUUCUGCAUCAGACAAUUUUGUAGGACGCAUUAAUUUGCUUGACCACGAGUAUGGGCCAAUGGGUAAGGCUUCUGUGAAUUUAACAGCCCUCCGGGAGUCGGACAGCGGAUGGUAUCAGUGCAAAGUUAUCUUUCCAAAUCGAACCCCAAAUACACGUGGAAAUGGAACGUGGUUUCAUCUCACUGUUGAUGGGCGUCACAACCUCCUGAAGGUGCCACCAAUUAAUUUAACUGUUACCGAGGGUGAAGAUGCAUUCUUCCAUUGUACCCUAAAGCACCCGGAUACAUCACGUAUUAAAUGGUGGCAACGGGGUGUAUUGCUAACAGACAUACCCCAUGUGAAAAGUCGCUCCAUUAUUACACCAGAUGGGAAUUUGCGCAUCAGUCCAACCACAAUGAGUGAUAUAGGAGAGUAUUUCUGUGAGAUCACUGAUGACUUGAGGAAUGAGAAGCAACUUGCCAGGGCAUACCUCAAUGUUCAAUAUAAAGCAAAAGUCAUCUAUGCUCCUCCUGAAGUUUAUCUCCCGUAUGGACAACAAGCUAUCCUAGAUUGUCACUUCCGUGCCAAUCCUCCAUUAACGAAUUUGCGAUGGGAAAAGGAUGGAUUUCUCUUUGAUCCCUAUAACGUACAGGGUGUCUUUUAUAAGAGAAACGGCAGUCUCUUUUUCAGCAAAGUAGACGACUCUCACGCUGGAAUUUAUCAAUGUCAGCCCUUCAAUGAUUUAGGAACCGAUGGGAAGAGUCCUUUGAUAAAUGUUGUAGUUCAGCAUCCUCCCACGAUUACCGUGAAACCAAAACCAGUUUACAUACAUAAAUUAGGGGAUACAGUGGAAAUGUCUUGCGAUGCUCGAGAUACCAAAGGCCUACAUCGACCACACAUUUAUUGGACAAGGAAAGACGGUGUUGCUCUGCCGUAUGAUAGAUCGUCAUCACAUGGCGGAAAUCUCACCAUUGAGAAGAUUGUUGAAAGUGACCGUGGAAUUUAUCAGUGCUCAGUCACAAAUGAAGCUGCAACAGUUACAGCGGACACUGAACUUUUAAUCGAAACUCUAUCUCCAAGACCACCAUUUAAUUUGACCGCCAAUAGUACUGAUACAAAAAUCACCCUAAGAUGGAUUCCCGGAAGCGUUGCAAGACCCAGCAUAACGUACAUUAUUUGGUAUAGACUUGCAGAGGCUGCUGAAUGGAGAACACUCAAAGUUCCAUCAAGACACUCCAUGGAGGCCACUGUGAAUAACUUAGAGCCAGGGAAGGAGUACGAAUUUAUGGUAUUGGGACAAGAUAGCUAUGGAGAUGGGAUAUUCAGCAAAGCUUUUCGAUAUUUCACUAAACCACGAGAUUUCAAAGAUGCUCAACAUUACCGUGAUCCCAUUCAGCAAUUUGCUCAAAUAGGACCUCCACGUAAUUUAAGUGUUGACCAGACACCUGAUGGGAAUUAUUUGGUCACCUGGGAUCCACCGGAAUAUGGAAAAGAUCUUUUAAAGAUUUAUUUGGUGCGAUGGUGGCUCGAACCCAAACACACCCUCCAUGGAACAGCGGAAACGCGCCAAACGCAGUACCACGUGAGCCAGUUGGAUGAGGAUGAACUAUAUAUUUUCCAAGUGUUUUCACUCUCAAUCUCAGACUACGAAGCAGGUAGCAAUGAAUUUGAAAUUUACGUUCCACCAUAUCGAAGAAUGCGGGCUAUUGCAAUUGGGACAGCAGCAGGAUUAAUAUUUCUUCUCAUUGCUCUACUUGUCUUCGUCUAUAUGCGUCGAAAGUGGUUCGAUAGCAUUCAGAAUAGCACGGAAAAGAUGAGCCACUAAGCAACAAGAGAUCAAUAUGGAAAUUAAUAACUUCAAUCAAGUUGUAAAAGAAAUAUAACAAAAUUGGCGAAGCAAGAAAAAAAGUCAAAAAUUUGUAUACAAGAAACUCUAAAUCCAUUGAUCAAUUCAAUUUAAUUAAAUUUUGUAAUUCAUUUUAGUUGUGUUUAGAUGUGCCUUUCAGAUCUAUUUUCAUUUUUUCAAUUCCGUUUUUAUACCUAUUUGAUGCACAGGAUUAAUAAAGAUUUUUUGUACUUUUAUUUUUGUAAAAUGAUGGGAAAUUUAUUAAAAGAUAUGAAAUAAUAAAUAUUAACAAAUUAA